Messenger RNA from Helianthus annuus (common sunflower), 2486 nucleotides. Its product is annotated as protein FAR1-RELATED SEQUENCE 11. The coding region runs from base 227 to 2257 and encodes 676 amino acids. Gene Ontology annotation, molecular function: zinc ion binding. NCBI's taxonomy places the organism in Eukaryota, Viridiplantae, Streptophyta, Magnoliopsida, Asterales, Asteraceae. Gene Ontology annotation, biological process: regulation of DNA-templated transcription. The record is from RefSeq and is a predicted model, not a curated record. The transcript is spliced from 5 exons.
UAAGCUGUGCGCACGUUAUAAAGCAUUUACAUCGCACCCCAGGCGCAAAUUAGGGUUCAUCCUUACCACAAUCCCCUUAUUUCCAUAUCAAUCGUCCCGCUCGUUCACGCACUAUCGUGUGCGUUACACACACUCGAUCAGUCACCGAACAACGAUCAUAUCUUCUGACCAAAUGGCAAAAAGUAGAACUUUUGAACCGGAACUAUAGAGGUGUGGAGGACCAACUAUGAUGUCCGAUGAUGGAGAACAGCUAUUGGUCGUUUAUGAUGACCACUCAGAUCAACGGUCCAUGUCUUUGGAUGAAACAAGUAGCACAGAAGAAUCACCAGACGAAACAAAAGUAUCCUUAGAAACAACAGAUGAUGCUAUUCCGUAUAUUGGUCAAAGAUUUGCUACUCAUGAUCACGCUUACGAGUUCUACAGUGAAUUCGCCAAAAGAUGCGGUUUCUCAAUCCGUCGCCAUCGAACCGAAGGUAAAGAUGGUGUCGGGAAAGGUCUUACCCGACGCUAUUUUGUCUGCCACAGGGCGGGAAACACACCUGUCAAAACUUUAAGUGAAAAUAAACCACAAAGAAACAGGAAAUCAUCUAGAUGUGGAUGUCAAGCGUAUAUGCGUAUAAGCAAAACAACGGAAUUAGGAGCUCCUGAAUGGCGAGUAACGGGGUUUUCAAAUCAUCAUAAUCAUGAACUUUUGGAACCGAAUCAAGUUCGUUUUCUUCCCGCUUAUCGUACUAUUUCCGAUGCAGACAAAAACCGAAUCCUCAUGUUUGCCAAAACGGGAAUUUCAGUGCAGCAAAUGAUGAGGCUUUUGGAACUUGAGAAAUGCGUGGAGCCCGGAUACCUUCCGUUCACCGAAAAAGAUGUAAGAAAUUUGCUUCAAUCGUUUAGGAAAGUGGAUUUGGAGGAUGAAAGCAUUGAUUUACUCAGAAUGUGUCGAAAUAUUAAAGAUAAGGAUCAUAACUUCCAGUUUGAGUAUAAACUCGAUUCAAAUAAUCGGUUGGAAAAUAUCGCAUGGUCAUACGCAUCAUCUGUCCAAUCGUAUGAAGUAUUCGGUGACGCGGUGGUAUUUGAUACAACACAUCGGUUGAACGCUUUUGAUAUGCCGCUCGGGAUAUGGGUUGGAAUGAAUAAUUAUGGUAUGCCUUGCUUUUUCGGUUGCGCACUUCUGCGUGAGGAAAAUGUGAAGUCCUAUUCAUGGGCUUUGAAGGCGUUCUUGGGGUUUAUGAAUGGGAAGGUUCCGCAGACGAUAUUAACCGACCAAACGUUAUGCGUACGAGAAGCUAUAGCAAUGGAAAUGCCCUCUGCUAAACAUGCGUAUUGCAUCUGGCUGAUUGUCGCAAAAUUCCCGUCUUGGUUUAAUGCUGUUUUGGGGGAACGAUAUAACGAGUGGAAGAGUGAAUUUUAUCGACUUUAUAAUAUGGAGUCAAUUGAAGAUUUUGAAAUGGGCUGGAGAGAUAUGGUUAAUUCUUUUGGGCUCCACACGAACCGCCACAUAACCACCUUGUUUGCAGCUAGAAAUCUCUGGGCUUUGCCGUAUUUGAGAAGCCAUUUUUUUGCUGGAAUGACAACCACUGCACAUUCAAAAGCUAUCAAUGCUUUCAUCCAACGGUUCUUGAGUGCCCAAACUCGACUUGCACACUUCAUUGAACAAGUGGCUGUUGCGGUGGACUUCAAAGAUCAGGCUGGUGAACAGCAAACAAUGCAACAAAACCUCCAAAACAUUUGCUUGAAAACUGGGGCACCAAUGGAAUCCCAUGCAGCCUCGGUCCUAACGCCUUUUGCGUUUUCAAAGCUACAAGAACAACUUGUGCUGGCUGCUCAUUAUGCAUCAUUUCAACUCGAAGACGGGUUCUUAGUUAGACACCAUACAAAACUUGAAGGCGGUCGAAAAGUUUAUUGGGUCCCGCGUGAAGGCAUUAUCAGCUGUAGCUGCCACCACUUUGAGUUCUCUGGGAUACUCUGUAGGCACACCCUUCGAGUACUCUCCACUGGAAAUUGCUUUCAGAUUCCAGAAAGGUAUAUGCCUCUGCGUUGGCGGCGCAUAAACACAUCAGCAAAGCUUCUUCAGAACACUUUGAGUGAUCAUACGGAAAGAGUUCAGUUAUUGCAAGGUAUGGUGUCAAAUCUUGUGACGGAAUCAGCCAAAUCGAAAGAUCGGCUUGAUAUUGCCAUGGAACAUGUUUCUGUUUUGUUAUCAAGGAUUAGGGACCACCCGGUUCCUUCUUCACGGUAUGCCAGAAAUGAUUGUUUUACAUAGGAAUCUGUAGUAUGAAGCAGUCAUAGUUUAUGAUUCGUGUAGAAAUGUUAAAAAGAAUCCGUGGAGGUUUAUGUGCAAAAGUUCUUGUUUAUCUUUUGGUCUUGAUGAUGAACAGGUUUUAAGACGCGGUUGUUAGAUGCUAUAAUGAAACUGUUCUUGCCUGACUUUCAUGUCACUUGUUAUGUCUGAGCAAAGUCUAUUUCUGAACUAUUAAGAGGCAAUUUUUGAA